Molecule: messenger RNA, 849 nt
Organism: Manihot esculenta (cassava)
Lineage: Eukaryota; Viridiplantae; Streptophyta; Magnoliopsida; Malpighiales; Euphorbiaceae
Exons: 1
Coding region: 65-643 (192 amino acids)
Source: RefSeq, a predicted model, not a curated record
AAAGAUUAAAGUAAACAAUGGUCAGCCCAAGAGUCAAGACAAGGGUUUUAAGGAGGUUUAAGUCAUGGGUGCUGGAUACUCUUCAUCGACGACGGCGCCGACGAUCCCAACCGAUUCUCACAAAACCAAUUCGUCCUCUGGCGCAUCCAACCCCGCCAUGAUCUCUUUAGAUCCGAAAGCACCGGAAUCAGCUACUCAUGUUCCUCCAAAGGAUGAAUUGUCAAAAGAAGCCACAAGUUCCUCAAUUGGCACCCAAAACUCAGAUGAAUCAGAUCAAGAAACGAAACCCACUGAGGAAGAGGAGGUGGAUGAGGAAGAGGAGGGAGAGUGUGGGUUCUGUUUGUUCAUGAAAGGGGGUGGAUGCAGAGAUGCUUUUAUAGAUUGGGAGAAUUGCGUCAAAGAGGCCGACACUAACAAGGAUGAUGUUGUGGAAAAGUGCUUUGAUGCGACAUCGGCCUUGAGGAAGUGUAUGCAGGCUCACGCCGAUUAUUACGAGCCUAUUUUGCGGGCGGAGAAGGAUGCUGAAGAAAAGGUCAUGAAGGAAUUGGAGAAGGAAAAGGAGUCAGAAGGAUCAGAAGCAAAGGUGGCUGAAAAGGAAACUGAAAAAGCUGUGGAUUCCAAAGAUCCGUCAAGUGGUAAAUGAGAUGGUUAGGUGAUUGUUGAUUUUUUUUGGUGGGUUUUCCUUGAAAGCCAAAAUCUUUUUCUUUUAAUGCUAAUUUGAGCUAAUUGAUGCGAUAGAGCGGGUUAGCAAUUAAUUUUUACUUCCUUAAUCGAUAUUUGUAUUGGGUUAAUAUGAGAAGAAGACAAAAUUUAGAACAAAUAAGAUGUGAUGAGUUUCACUUGAAUCUA